Corticium candelabrum is the source of this 1195-nucleotide messenger RNA. RefSeq names its product Krueppel-like factor 9. The transcript is spliced from 2 exons. Gene Ontology annotation, biological process: regulation of transcription by RNA polymerase II. Gene Ontology annotation, molecular function: RNA polymerase II cis-regulatory region sequence-specific DNA binding; DNA-binding transcription factor activity, RNA polymerase II-specific. The record is from RefSeq and is a predicted model, not a curated record. NCBI's taxonomy places the organism in Eukaryota, Metazoa, Porifera, Homoscleromorpha, Homosclerophorida, Plakinidae. Bases 58 to 969 code for a protein of 303 amino acids.
UGUAGAUAUCCCGUUGACUUGUCUGUUCCGUUGCUGGCGACUCAUUUACUGUCGACGAUGACGACAAUGCAUGCAACCCCACCACCAGCCGUCAACUUGGAUCUCGACCAGACGUCGGAGUCUGAUUACUUGGCUUUUCUCGAAAUGGACCAGCUGCUCAAUGAGGUGGAAAACCUAAACGGACAGAACUGGCGAGAGCGAGACGCGCACGAGAGCGAUGUCGACGAGCCACUCCGCAAGAAGCUGCGACGUCUGAGCGCGUCGGAGGUCGACGAGUUCUUCCAGUUGCAACUGCCAUACUCGCCUCUGACGCCGCCGCCGUCAGACGCCGACGUCACGUGCGCGGAGCACGCAGAGAUGGAGGAACAAGCAAACCAGUCAAUGCCUGUUCCUCACAUGGUAUACGAACACGAAGACUACACGGAAGUAAAGGUCAAGAUAGAGGACUACGACGAGAGUCUGACGGAUGAGAAUACCUGCGCUCAGAUGCAACAACCUCAGCCGCUCCAGUUCCUUCACAUUUCCCAACUCGCCAUUCCGUCUCCUCAUCACUAUCCGGGCCUUCCGUCACCCAUCAGCGACGCUGACUGCACGGACUCCAACAUACCAGUCGGCACACUCAACCUCGUCCCAGUCACCUACAAUCCCUUCAUGUUCCCGUAUAACUACGUCGACUACUGUCGACAGCUCGAGGCGGCGCGACGCAUCCACCGGUGUAGUCACCCGGGCUGCUGUAAGGUCUACACCAAGAGCUCGCAUCUGAAAGCACACAUGAGAACCCACACGGGCGAGAAGCCGUACAAGUGCACGUGGGAGGGAUGCACAUGGCGGUUCGCUCGUUCCGACGAGUUGACGAGACACUAUCGCAAACACACGGGCAUCAAACCGUUCAAAUGCAGCAAGUGCGACCGCGCAUUUGCGCGAUCCGAUCACCUCUCACUGCACAUGAAGAGACAUAACACGUGCUAGCGGUUGUCGACCUCAUCCUGGACUGGAUUGUAUAUGCAAGGAAUUUAUUAUAACUAACUAACUCUAACACACCUUGAUGCUGGUUUUCAAGGCAAUUUUGACCUCUGCGGACAUAGACAUUUGUUAAUAAUGUUAAUGCUCUAUAUAUUGUAUAGUUAGGUGAUUAUGUUGGGCCUGUUUCUUGGCCCACUUGAUGAGAUGAAUUAUACAACUAAUGAAUUGAUAA